Molecule: messenger RNA, 3720 nt
Organism: Linum trigynum
Lineage: Eukaryota; Viridiplantae; Streptophyta; Magnoliopsida; Malpighiales; Linaceae
Source: the annotation of a GenBank genome assembly
CCAAAAUUGGCCAAAAACCCAACUGGCUCUGCAUCUCUCCUUCCAAAUUUACAUUUUCCUCGCAAACAAGAACUGACUGCAUACACUGAUCCUACAAAAUUCCAAUUUCGAUGCGCUAGCUAUUCAUUAAUUAAGGAAUGCCAAAAAUUGAAUGCCGGAAAUUCUUUCAACCGCCCACCGCCAAUCUCUAGCCUCUCAUUUGCCGUACGGGCAAAUUAUUCUUCUUGUUUCCCUAUAGAUAGAUAGACAGACAGACGUAGAGAACGAAGCAAGCAAAUUCUGAUCGAUCAGCAUCACAAUUCACAAGUCAAAGAAAAUAUGGACAAAAGAAUCUCGCUCAAGCUUGCUUUCCUCUUCUGCAUUCUUCUGUUGGCCACCACUUCCACAGCAGGUGGUGCGGCGGCACAGACCAGGGUUAAGGAGGAGAUCAUGAAGAACAACGAUAGUACUGCUACUGAGAGUGUGGUGCCAGAUUCUGACGACGACUAUUGCCUACGCGUUGUAUGCAAAGGCCUGAAUUGCGGCAAGGUUUACAGCGCCGACGGAAGGUGUUGGUGUGUUCUCAAGCAAGGCCCACUCGUCACAUUGCCUUGCACCAAUUAGCUAGCCUACCUACCUACCUACUUGAUCAUGGCUACAGCUUCGAAUGAAUAACCAGCACAGCACUUGUGUUGUGCCUCGUGCCAUGACAUCUAUGGAAAAGGACCGAAUAGGUCCGUAUAUGUCAGAUUAAGUUACAUGACUCAUGGAAAGGACAAAGGAGCGCCUUUUAUGUCAUGAAUAAAUCAUAUCGAAGGUUGUUAUGUUGUUUUAGUGUGUUUCAGGUAAUCUAGAAUGAAUUUUGAUGAUAUUUGGACGAAAGGGACACACUAAAGAUGGAAGUUAAUUAUGGAAUUCAGGAGGAUUUGGUGAGCAUUUUAAUGUGUUUGUAAGAUACUUUGAGUGCAAGACGACCUAGGAAACUAUCGUGUUGUUGGGCGUGCUCGGGAACAAAAUAACUCUAGAAAAUCCGAAGCAAAAAAGAAAGACAUAAGCUAUCGAGCCUAGCAUGGUCGUGUUGAAGCCCAGUUUUUUGUAUAUUUAAGUUGCAAUUAGGUUUUCUGAAGGAGACUUCUGCUGAUUAAACCUAAAAUACUAGUUAGAGGGCAUAUAAAGAAGGGUUUCCAAUAAUUGUACCCCUAAUUAGUCGAUUGAGAGCGUGAUCAAACAAGGAAUUUACCAUGAAUAUCAGCUUUUCUUCUUCUUCUUCUUUGUAUGUUUCAUCAUCCCACAUGAAUUAAUCAUUCUUUUUUAUUUGUAUUAGAUGAACCCUAACUAUAAUACUCUGAUUUGAUGGAAUAUUUAUGGAAUUUGAUGCUUAUUUUCCUUGAUUCAUCUUUGAUUUAUCAUUCGAUUGUUAAAUAGUUGCACACCUAUUGCAUGUUUGUUUGUUUCGUGUGUAUAACGAGUAGGGUAUCGCCUAAUGCUGAUAGAACCCUCAUAUAUAAAAGUGACUUAGGACUGACGUGAUACGGAGGACAAAUGACUUUUGGAUUAGACUAAACCUAAUAGGAGAAUUCACAAAGCGAAUAAAUCUUUAAUUCAUUAGUCCUAGGUCAAAGAGGAUGUCAAGUCUAGAGUUAAUUCAUUGAUAGGGUGUUAAUAUAUGAGGGAGUCUGAUUAUACUACUUUGGGAAUUCCUAAGGUCAUGCAAAGACGACAUCGAUUCCAUAUGUUAUUUGAUUGAUGAAUUACUGAUUAGCUAGGGGGAUUCGAAAUUUGACCAACUCCUUCUCUGCUAGAAUUUCUCUUAGUGUUCUACCUGUUGUCUUUGCUUAUUUUAGUGUCUUGUUAAUUAAUUUGCUAAAAAUUAAAAGACUAGGUAAAGGAUCAGUUAAAUAAUAGAAAACAUAGCCAAUUACUAGUAAUUCUUAGUCUCUAUGGGAUACCACCUUGCUUGUCACUAUAUUGUUUCUACAACAUGUACACUUGCCUUACUAGUGGUACUAAAAGGGGCCAUCAAAUUUUUGGCAUUGUUGUCAGGGAUAGUAAUAUUAGUGACGCCUUGAUUUUAUAACAUUAAACAUUUCAUUAUUGUUGUCUUUUAUAUCAUUUUAUUUUUGCUUUAUAUUGAUUGUUUUUCUUUUGAACUUCAUGAGUUGUCUUUGUUUUUGUUUCGGCAGAUUGAGUUGGUUUAUGCGAAGAGCCUGAUUCGAGCAAAUUUAUUCACAUUUAUACCCGUUUCUCUUUGUUGUUUGACUUGUAACAUCAUCCUUGAAGCAAUUUUAUGCUAGGAUUUCUCAUGUUUGAGUGUGUUUCUGGCUCUAGCAUGUGAAAUUGUCAAAAUGAUAAUAAAAAAUCAGACGAAAAGGAGCCCAAUGGGACCAAGUGGUGAAAAUUGUUAAGCUUCACGAUUCAGAGCCAAUCUUUAUGGUCUCCAUCAAAACCUUGAACAUCAUAGGAUCCCAGAACGAAUGGGACGUCUCGCAUACAUGUGCAUUAUUCACGGUCUCAUGCGUGAUGAUUUCAAACAGACGAUGAAGUGAGUUAGUAAAACAACGUGGUUUCAGUCGACAUCAUAGUUUUGUUGUGUAGUUCAUGGUCAUGAUUGGCGAUCGUGAACUCUGCACUACUAGGUAUAAAAGAGAGUAGAAAUCAUAUUUGAAGUGAUUUGGUUUGGAGAGAGAGGGAAAUUGGAGUUGUUCUUCUAUCCUAGAGAGAGAAAUUGAUGAGCAAGGAGAGCUUGGAGGAGAAAUGGAGCUACCCAUUACUCAAGGAAGCUUAAUUUUAUCUCCGAGAGCAUCCCAAGCAACCAAGGGGGGAGAUCUCCUCAGCAUGAUGAUCGUCUCUAUCUAUUUGUUUGUUUUUCUCACUCUAGCCAUGGAGUAGUCUUCAAAUAAACUUGGAUGAUAAAGAACCUUAGUUUAUUAUAUCGUAGUUGAUUGAUUGUAAACCCUAUACCAAGAUUUGAAUGUUGAUUAUAUGUUGAUUUGAGCAUUAUUCAUGGAAAUUGAAGGUUCUUGAUCACUUUCUCAAUUUAAAUCUAAUUAACCUAGGUGAGAGAAUAUCUCCUUAGGAUUAAUUUAGAGUAUUGCCAAUUCAAUACUUGGGACAAGUGUGAUUAGAUUCCUUGUGUCGUAUUGGUUCAUUACCCAUUUGCGGGAGUAUCUUUGGUUACCUCAAUUGCCUAGCACGCCCCCGAAUUGCCUGAAACGACGUGUUUUGACUCCGUCUUUAAGCUUCGAGAUCGAGACCUCCUUCAAAAGAUCGUGGCAGUGAUCUUGGCGUCCCGGGCGCUAUCUUUUUUGUGGUCAAAAUGCACCAUGUAUGUGAUUCGACUGGGGAAACUCUCUGCAUUCUUCUUGGUCGCCUGCUGAGGUUCGUGGCCACUGAUUGCGGCCAUGAUUUUCAGGCCGCGAUCAUCGUCAUGGCUUGUUCAAGGGCAGUGACGUGUGGCCAUGACCAGUGCCUUUUCUCCACUUCUUGCUCCUAUGUUUCUCAAUUGUUUUCAGAUGAACUCCAAUUGAUUCUCGAUCAAUCCCAAAUCAACAUAAGACCUGAAAUUUCAUCACAACCGCUUGGAAAAUCAUAAAAUACGACAAAGUGGGGUCGAUUCCCCUAUGAAAACCUUCAUAUCAAGAAUACCUAUGCCAGAACGAAAGUUUUGCAAAUGGGAACGAAAAUAGGCAUAGAUAACUUUAUAUGUGGCCUAGACACAGUGAUUAAACAUGAAAAUGCCUU